GGGAACCAUAACCUCCACACUAGCCGAGUAACUCCCGCCCCCGAUGCGGAACGCAUCAAAGAAGAUCGGGUUCUCGAUCACCACCGGCCGCGUCAGAUGGAUGCUUACCGUCUGGUUGUGUGGGUGAUGCGGCCGUGCCACGCCUUUCCAUCCGACCCGCGCCGAGACCCGCUCGACGAUGGGCAGACAGCGCGAACACGCCCGGCUGAAGAGCGGGUAGAGCGGGGGCAUGCAGGCGCAGAUAAUGGAGGCGCUGGCUUCGGCGCUAGCGAGGAGGGUGGUGGUGCGGGAUUUGUGCGUUAAAUCACGCCCCCUCGUCAGAAUCUCAAUCACCGUCACUAGCUGGAAGAUACUGAUCGCGACCACUAUCAACCCCACCCCGAACAACAAAAACAACCCC
This is a messenger RNA of Aspergillus uvarum CBS 121591, 400 nucleotides long. RefSeq lists its product as uncharacterized. The transcript is spliced from 3 exons. The coding region runs from base 97 to 303 and encodes 68 amino acids. The record is from RefSeq and is a predicted model, not a curated record. Lineage: Eukaryota; Fungi; Ascomycota; Eurotiomycetes; Eurotiales; Aspergillaceae.